AUGGUCUUUCACAGGUCCACCAAAGGUGCCUCCAAAGCCCGCAGAGACCACAUCAACCAUGAAAUCAGGAACAUGAGAGCGCUGCUCCCCAUCAGCCAGGAGGACCAGGAGCGCCUGUCCUACCUUCACUCCAUGGCUGCCAUCUGCACUUACAUCCGCAAGUGUGUCCUCUUCCAGGGGCUGGAGGCCGGGGGGCGAUCCGACUGCUGCGUGCCGUACGAGGCCUUCCUUGAAGCGCUGCACGGUUUCCUGCUAGUCUCCACGGCGCAGGGCAAGCUGGUCUACGUGUCUGAAAACGUGCCCGAGUAUCUCGGGCUCUCCAUGGUAGAUGUGCUGCAAGGAGACACUUUGUACGACUUGGUGGAACGCUCUGACCUGGACGUUGUUCGGACAAAUCUGGAUACGAGAAACGACGCGUCUGCAGAGAGGAGCUUCGUGUGCUGCAUGCAGACCUCCAAGGCUUUUAGGUUGCAACACGGUGGCGGCUGCUCCAUGCUGGUCAGCGGGAGCUUCCGGUUCUUUCCUCGGUGCUUCUCAGCAGCCUCUCGUUCCAACGAGCCUCUGUUCGUGGCCCUCUGCACCCCCACGGCGAAUCGCAGCGCUCAUUUCUCUCAGAGCUUCAGCAGCGCUCACGGACUGGACAUGAGCUUCACUCAGACCUCAGAGAGCGUUUUGUUCCUUUUGGGGUAUUCGGCGGAUGAAAUGUCGGGCCGAUCCUGGUACAGCCUUGUUCACCCUGAAGACCUGUCACUGGCUGCUGAUUCUCACAGGAGUCUAAUAAAGGCAGACGAAGGCUUCCGGGUAGAGAUGGUUUUGAGGCUGCAAGGUCCAGACCAGUCCUGGACCUGGAGCUACAUUCAAGCUACCAAAGACCGCGGCAGCCGGAGCAUCAGCUGCACCAACGUCAUCAUCAGUGAAACCCAGGCCAGAUUUCUGCGGAAGACGACCGGCAGCGACGCCUUCAAGCCGCCGUCCGGGUCAAAUCAGCCGAACUUCGCCCAGCAGCCGUCUCGCAGCCAGAACUUCGGCGCUAAAGCUUGUAAACGGCCGAGGAUGUCCAACGGUCGUCGUGAAGAGCCAGGCGCCGGAGCAAGCAGGGAGUCUGAGCAGAAUCUUUACUGGGCGCUGUGCACCCCCUCCCAAGGCGACAGAUCUCCUGAUUUGGGCGGUAGCCCUGAUCUCUUCACCCCUCCCUACAGCCCCACCUCCUCCAGCUCCUCUCUGCAGCAGGAGGAGCUGGACCACAUGUCCUCGCCUGGCACCUCUCCCUCUUGUUACUCCAAUCCAGCAGCGGGGUUCACCUGCCACCAGCCCCCUGCCGAGCCCCCCCCCAGAACCACCGAUCAAACCUUUGAAGACCUGCUCCCGUCCAGCUCUUCGCUCCCCCCCUCGCCUCGGGACUACGACUUCCCAGCGUGUUCUUCUGAUGCUCGACUGGUUCCGGACUCUCUUUCCAUGUCAGAAAUGUGUGAGCUUCCAGCGGAGUCUCUGCAUCCAGAUGACUUUGAUCUUCUCGAGCAUCCACGUGGGGGGGGUCUCGUCCAGCUGCAGCACGUUCCCCACCCAGAGCUUCCAAUGCCCUCCGGUCUGCUCACGCCGCUCCAGUCACCCGUGUCGACAAACCAUUAUAGCGAGAGGGAGCAGGAGGAGAUCAGUAUACUGGCCCAGCAGAUCUCCUCCCUGGCCAGCAGCUUUGACCUGCACCACAGCCUGAAUGUGCUCGGGGGGGCCCAACCGGCUGCCUGCGACGGGCACCACGGCCCUGAGCCGGUCGGGGAACACGCCUCCAUGUUCGAGAGCAUCCUCAAAGAUCUGAGCGUGGACAGUCUGUCCUGCCCUGGCACCGCUCCCUACCAGCCUGGUUUCAUGAGCGGAUCCCACCAGGAGCAGGAAGCCCCGGACCUGCUUGAAGAAGACCUCCUACCCGAGGAGCAGCUGUGCCUGGGUGGCAUCGUCGUGGAUCCCUUCAGCUUGCAGCUGGGACUUCAUAACCUGAACACUGGGUUGCAUCAACCCAACAUCUGCACGCAGCGUCGCCUCCAGCCAGACGGACGUGCUGGACCAGCCUUGUACUGA
Molecule: messenger RNA, 2076 nt
Organism: Nematolebias whitei (Rio pearlfish)
Lineage: Eukaryota; Metazoa; Chordata; Actinopteri; Cyprinodontiformes; Rivulidae
Gene: npas4l
Product: neuronal PAS domain protein 4 like
Exons: 8
Coding region: 1-2076 (691 amino acids)
Biological process (GO): regulation of transcription by RNA polymerase II
Molecular function (GO): DNA-binding transcription factor activity, RNA polymerase II-specific; RNA polymerase II transcription regulatory region sequence-specific DNA binding; protein binding
Source: RefSeq, a predicted model, not a curated record